GAAGUUUUUUUUUUUUUUAUCUAUGUGGUGACUGUAGUGGUAAUGUGCUUUAUGGAUGUCAAGACCGGUAUCUAUAUCUCGGUGGGUCUUUCCUUUUUACACAUGUUGGUAAACCUUACUCGACCCUCAGUCGUAGUCUUGGGUCGUAUUAAGCUAUCGAUAACAUAUAUAAAUCUUAAAUUGGAUGAACCUACCAUCAUAUUAACAACGCAAUCUAUUUCAUCUCUUAACGAUGGAUAUCAUGAAAAAAGUGUCAAAUAGGAGAGAUAAUAAAAAAAA
This is a messenger RNA of Cokeromyces recurvatus, 279 nucleotides long. RefSeq lists its product as uncharacterized. The record is from RefSeq and is a predicted model, not a curated record. The transcript has a single exon. Lineage: Eukaryota; Fungi; Mucoromycota; Mucoromycetes; Mucorales; Mucoraceae. The coding region runs from base 43 to 261 and encodes 72 amino acids.